AUGCAAAUCACCGCCCAGUCUAUCCUGUUUGCCCUUGGCUUCCUCGGCUUCAUUCUUGCUGAUAGCAUGAUUCCGGAUGAUAUGAAUGUCGAUGACUCUGAUACCACUCCAGUUGCCAGCAGUCUCACGUCCACUACCCCCAAGCACAGUCAAUGUUACAACUACUUCUUAAACAAAGACCACUGUGUCUACAGCGCCAAGAAGAAAUCCGAGCGAUGUCCCUCCAGCUCCAAGGAUGAAUGCGGACGACCUAUUCCCACCGAUCAGCCAAUCAUUUUCAAGGCACACUCUUCUCACUCAUCCCAAAAUACUCUUGCGAUGAAUGUUUCUCCCGAAGGUAUCACCGCGUUUGCUUCGCAGACUACCACUGACGAAUCGUCCGCUGAACUCUCCACACCACCCUCGAAGCGCUUGGUCCGUCGUUACGACUCUGAAGAUGAUUCGUUCACUAUCGCGGGUGGCAAUGGAAUUUGUGGUGUGUACGACGAAAACCAACCCGGUGUGUGUAUCUGGGCCUCCGGGAAUGACGUUUCAGGCUCUCGCAGUGGUGGAUGGUUGAACUCGACCUACACCAAGGCGUGUGGUCGUCAAGUUUACAUCAUGCGGAAAGGCAAAACCAACCCGGAAGACGUCGUUUACGCUCCGAUUGUUGAUGGUUGCAGUUUUAAUGCUGAGGAGCCAGAACCCGGAUGCUUCCGUAUUGCGUUCACUAACGCUACCUUCAAUGCGUUGAACCCAACUGACGCUGAAGCGAAAUCUCUGGUCAUGAAAGACUUGAUCUGGAACUUUGACAACGAACAAGGUACCAACCCCAAGAAUGCUGCUACCUAA
Messenger RNA from Puccinia triticina, 831 nucleotides. RefSeq lists its product as uncharacterized. Bases 1 to 831 code for a protein of 276 amino acids. The record is from RefSeq and is a predicted model, not a curated record. NCBI's taxonomy places the organism in Eukaryota, Fungi, Basidiomycota, Pucciniomycetes, Pucciniales, Pucciniaceae. The transcript has 10 exons.